UCCAAGUGGAUCACACAUACACAGCACUCAGAGUGGAAAGGCAGAAGGGGAGAACUACACCUGUCCCACACACACUCACUAUCCUCACAGGCAGACUUCAAGAAAGGAUCCCGGUGGUUGUCCCUAUGUGUGGAUGGGACCAAAGUUACACGGCGACCUCUCAUAGCUCGGCCAUGUUGACCAGUGAGGGGGCACGCACUAUGGAGCAGGAUGACACAAACCACAAGAUGGCCUCCACAGCUACCAGCAUGGGUCCGGACGGAGCAGAGACGAUGACCGACACUGACGUGGACAUGGAGAUGGAGAUAGAGGAGGCCGACAUGACACAGUGGACAGAGGCAGAGUUUGAGGAGAAGUGCACAUACAUUGUCAAAGACACAGCAUGUGAGGCGGGGCCAGACGGUGAUGUAGCAAUGACGAUGACAAGAGCUGAGGCAUCGCUGCCCAGAAACCUGGUCUCCAAACAACGUGCAGACACCAAGGAGGUGGUCGGAGUGUGCAGCAGGGAGUAUAUCCCCAAAGGAACCCGCUUCGGUCCCCUGGUGGGCGAGAUCUACACAGCCGACAGUGUCCCCAAAGACGCCAACCGGAAGUACUUCUGGAGGAUCUUCGUGGAUGGUGAGUUUCACCACUUUGUGGACGGUCUGGAUGAGGCCCGCUCCAACUGGAUGCGGUACGUGAACCCGGCCAAAUUGGCAGCAGAGCAGAACCUGGCGGCAUGCCAGAAUGGCAUGGAGAUUUAUUUCUACACUGUGAAGCCCAUCCCAGCCGGCGCUGAGCUGCUCGUCUGGUACUGUCAUGACUUCGCCCGCCGCCUGAGAUACCCACCAUCAGGGGAAGUGAUGAUGCAAAAACUCAAGCAGUCAUUUAUGGAAGUUAAACAGCAGCAGGUGGACAGAGAGGAAAGCCCAGUUGAAGCAUCCAGUCCGUUUCCUGUCUCAAUUACUCCCAGUCCGCCCAAGAGGGAGCAUAGCGUCCUGUCCAUUCUCCGUGGCACUAACAGCACCUCAUCAUCCUUGGCCCCCAAGAGGGAGCCCAGCCGCCCUCUUCCCACCCGCCCACGUUGUGCUGAUAGCCCGGAGCGGCUUCUGUACCCCCGUGCCAUCUACCCGGCUCUCAGGCCCCAUUUUCCCCUCUCUGAAGACAUUCUCAAACCCAACCAGCUUGGUUACCCUUUAACUCAUUCUCCUGGCAAACAGUCAUCAGUCACACCAAGCCCACCUGCAAGAAGCAGCCCAGGCACCAGCCCUCAUAGUAGCCCUUCUGGUCCAGCAUUAUCACCGGUUUCUUUUUACCCUUACCCUGGUUACUCCCCUCCAUCUGCCCCACUGUCUUCAACAUUCUACACUCCUGGGCCACAGUACUCGCGUUACCUCCUACCCCAUCAUUAUCCUCUACCUGGUGGUGGUGUCCCAACCGUGGGAGGGAUAUUUCCUAGAAUCUAUCCAGUCUACGGCAGCCUAUUGCCCCAUCAUUUGCCCCUCCUGCCUUCUGACACUGCAGGGAGGCGUCUUGUAAUACCUGAACCUGUGCACCCCUCCUCAAUCUCUGCUCACAGAGACUAUUUCCUGCCCGGGCCAAGAAGUGCCUUCUCAACUGCUACUUCUUUGAGAGACAAAGCAGCAGCUCACAGCUCUUAUCCUGGGCACCCUAACCCACAUGGAUCAGCUCACACUCCCUCCAGCAGCUCCCCAACUGCCGGCACAGCACCUCCCAGUGAGCAGUUGCCAACCAAGCCUACCUCAGCCCAUCUGGGAAACACUAGUGAACAUCACCCAGAUGAAGAGGCUAUUAAUCUGACCAAAGUGAAGCGUGGCGCAGGGUCAGCGGGCUACAAGGCAUUGCCUUACCCUCUGAAAAAGCAAAAUGGAAAAAUUAAGUACGAGUGCAACGUGUGCAGUAAGACCUUCGGGCAGCUGUCAAACCUAAAGGUUCAUCUUCGAGUGCACAGUGGAGAAAGACCGUUCAAAUGUCAAACCUGUAACAAAGGCUUCACUCAACUUGCUCAUCUGCAAAAACACUACCUGGUUCACACUGGGGAGAAACCACAUGAAUGUCAGGUUUGCCACAAGCGAUUCAGCAGCACCAGCAACCUGAAAACUCACCUGCGCCUUCACUCAGGGGAGAAGCCCUAUCACUGCAAGCUCUGUCCAGCUAAAUUCACCCAGUUUGUCCACCUCAAGCUGCACAAGCGCUUACACUCCCGUGAACGUCCACAUAAGUGCCCCCACUGCCACCACCACUACAUCCACCUGGUUAGCCUGCGACUACACCUGAAGGGUUACUGCCUGGCUGCAAGCUCCGGUUCUGGCAGUCCGAAUGUUUCGAGUCAAGCUGCCUUGGAGGAGGUGCAUCGCGCCAAUGAAGAGAUCGAGCGCUUCGACGUCAGUGAGCACGCUGAGCGACUGGAGCAGCUGCAGGGAGGAGUGGAGAUAGAUGCCAUGUUGGAGAAACAGGUCUUGGGGAUGCUGUGGAGAGAGACCGACCUCAAGUCCCCCAACUUUCUUCCCAGUUACAAUGGCACUGCUACAGAGCUUCUGUCUGCAGGUUACGGUGCAUUCGAGUCCUCGAACGAGACGUCGGUUAUCAAGAUGCGCCGCAGCACCCCCAUCCCACCACUUGCUGCUAGCAUUACUGUCAAGCAGGAGUCAGAGGAUCGUACAUAAUAGAGCUUUAUUAUGUGCAAGACACAUGAAAAAAGAUUUUGGACUGCAUGGUGGACUUGUUGCCAGGAGCAACAGCUGUAAAUAAAUAAUUAUCUAUUGUCAUCCCUAUGAACACGCCAUGCUUUGUACCUAUCAGGGACUCACACUCAGGGCUGCAAGAGACAAUGUCCCAUGACUACUUAGUGGUUUCCGUGUUUAUUACUCCUAGAUAAUCACCUAAAAAGGAUUUUUUCUUUAAUGUUAUUAAUAUAAUUCUAUUAUCAUUGUCAUUUUGAUUGAUUUUGUCUUUUUUCCAACAUUUUUGUUUUUGAUAAAUAGGCUGUUGUAUAAUCUAACUUAUUAUACAUUUAAUUUUGUGUCUGCAAAAGCAAUAAGUGAAUGGAUUGCUGACUUACGGGGUGAAAACAAUUAUUUUUGUUAAUUUUAAUUUUUUAUUCCCUGUGGCAUUUUCUCUGUAAAUAGUUACUCUUUUAUUGCCCAUAUUAGUCUCUUCUGAUCAAUAAAAGCAGGGAUGUCCAUUCUACAGGACCUAUCUAUUUAAAUCCUAGUAGUGAAGUAGCAGGUGGAAAAUGCAGGAAAAGUACGGCACAUAAAUUAGUUCAUUUCCAAAGAAGAGUUCAGCCUUUCUGGAUCUCUCCCCUUAAGUGUCUUUGUCCCUUUCUGAUAUGUCCUUAAUUUAAAUGAAACAUAAAAGGGCAUUUUUUUGUAUAUUUUUCACAACAGUUACCUCAGUGUGGAUGUGAUGAUAUGUGUGUUUGUGUGUUCAAAGGGACAGCUGAAGGUAGGAUUUUUUUAAUAUUUAUUAGAUUUUCUUUUCUACUUGAAGAAGAAUAAACCAAACUGAACUGGAGAGCAGCUCUUUAUGCGGUCCAAAGGAGCGGCAUAGCCCGCUAAAUGUAGCACAUAAUGGACUCAGGAGGCUGAUUAGCCAUCAUUUCCCCUGUUCUUCCCUUUUGUUUUCUAUCCUUGCUUUUAUUAAAUACUGUUAGUAACCAACAGGGAUUUCAAUAUGUUGGGAAUCUACACUAGAUUUAAAAAAAACAAAGUUCAUUUGGCUUUAAUUUCCAAAACAAUCUAAACAGAGGAAGGACUAAAAUAACGAAAACAGGAAGAUAUAUGUUGUGUAGAGGAUGAAGUGUUUGCUCCUGUUUUGUACAUAUUGUUUUAUGUUGUUCUUGCUGUUUUUAUUUGUUGUUUUAUUUUUGAGAAACAGCCCCAUCCAUCUACUGCCUUGUUAAGAACACCUAAGCACCUCGGCCCUCUUUAAUGCACUGGCCCCCUCCUCUCACUUUAUCCCUUCAGUGCCGAUGCUUGUAUCAUACACUGUGUACAGUAUCUGUAAAACUGGUCUAAACCUUAUUGUUACUACAGCAGCUGUGAUUUUCUGUAGCAGGUGCACUUCAACAACCUGAACUCUGAAGUUGUUGUUACUUUCUCUGUUUCAUUAUGAUUCAAAUGUUCGACCAAAGCUUUUCUCUUUCUCCAGUCAGAGCUUCCACUCCAGAGGAGAACCUCCUAAAAUACCUGUCUCUGUUUACAUACUGGUUUACAAAGUUAUUUAUGUGCAAAAUGUCAAAAAGUGUAAAUUAUGAUAUAAAUGCUCACUGCUCUAAUCUAAA
Messenger RNA from Girardinichthys multiradiatus, 4285 nucleotides. RefSeq names its product PR domain containing 1a, with ZNF domain (gene prdm1a). Gene Ontology annotation, molecular function: RNA polymerase II cis-regulatory region sequence-specific DNA binding; DNA-binding transcription repressor activity, RNA polymerase II-specific; histone deacetylase binding. Bases 126 to 2666 code for a protein of 846 amino acids. The transcript is spliced from 7 exons. Gene Ontology annotation, cellular component: nucleus; cytoplasm. NCBI's taxonomy places the organism in Eukaryota, Metazoa, Chordata, Actinopteri, Cyprinodontiformes, Goodeidae. The record is from RefSeq and is a predicted model, not a curated record. Gene Ontology annotation, biological process: regulation of transcription by RNA polymerase II; cell fate commitment.